Molecule: messenger RNA, 1428 nt
Organism: Trypanosoma cruzi
Lineage: Eukaryota; Euglenozoa; Kinetoplastea; Trypanosomatida; Trypanosomatidae
Exons: 1
Coding region: 1-1428 (475 amino acids)
Source: RefSeq, a predicted model, not a curated record
AUGCUAAUUCAAAUGAUUUCUUUUUUGGCGGUUGUUGUUCUUUUCUUGCCUUUGAACUGCGAUGCCGUUUUACUCCUGGAAUCAGUGGGACGUUCCUUGAACUUUACGCGUCAGGCGUCAAGAGAGACGCAAAGUGUUGUUUUUCGCACUGAUGUCAGCAGACUUUUGGACUGGCACGUGGUACGCGGCGCUCAGGGACUGCAACUGCGUGUGGCUCUUUUGCUACGGUUUGAGAGUCCAACACCCUCAGAGAAUACCGAGCCCUUUCUUGCUGUCAUGGAUGAAAUUUUUAUACACUGUCUUUAUGCACCAAUAUCAUUGAGUAAUGCGGAUGAUGCUGUAUCCGUCAUAUUUUCUACUUCCCAUGCUACAGUUUAUAUCCUGUAUCCAUGUGGAUACGAUGAUGCUUCUGCUUCGCUUCACAUGCUGGCGGCACACUGGCGCGACGGGAAUUUAAGUGUGACGUCGGACGAGCCCGUUCUUUCCCUUGGCGUGGCUAAGCGUUGGCUUCUUUCUCACGAUAGCGGUGGGGCAGAUGCCCAGUUACUCUAUAUACAAGGUCUGGAUGGAGUAACAAGUGCAAUUUUACUUGAAAAAGGGGACCCGUUUGGUGUGUACCCCUCCAGUAUCUCACGACUGAAAUUCCCACAGAAAUCUACUAUGAGGGAUACAGAGCUGGUCUCAUCGUGUUUUCUGCACAAUGUCGGUGUGAGUGGUCUUGUGCGACAUUCACGAUUAGAGGAGACAUUUUAUUUUGAGCUCUACCGUAUUUUUUCCUCGAAGCAAUCGGCGGAGUUGCUCCUUGAAACUUCCACAACCAUCUUUACGGAUCUUGACUCUGAGGAAAGGCGUCACUGCAGCCUAUCCUCGCGGGUGGCUUUCACUGGCUGCAGCCUCACUUUUUCGAGCACGCCGGCACUGCAGGUUGAGAUCACCUUGACGGCGAUGCUGGAGUCUCCCACUGCCAGCGGUUUACGGGAGAUUGGAGGUUGGGUGAGGUGCGGCACGACGGUACUGAAGGGCAGAGCGGAAAUUAAAGAUGGGGGUUUGCAUGUGCUUGUGCUGCCUCUUAGACGCGUCCAAUUCAAACCGGCGGCAGAGAUGGAGGGUGUGAGGGAGGAGGGGGAGCACACGAGAGGUCGCCUCGGUCAUUGCACAUUUCAUCACAGCAACGACACGCUGGAUUGCGACGGCGGCGAAGAGCCUGUUUGCUCCUGCAAGUGUGGAGUUUCGCGUCACUGCCUUGCAUUACAACUGUGGUGGCGACCAUCCACCGGUGUUGAUCUUUUUUUUUGUGACUGGUUGGGUAUGGGUUUAUUUGAGGGUUUUACUUUUGUUUUUGUUCUUUUCACAGUAACGUUUGUCAUUCAUUUUGCUGCGAGACUGUUGCUUCUGCACCGCCAUUUAUUUUUUUUUUUCUUGGUUUGA